Molecule: messenger RNA, 24707 nt
Organism: Octopus sinensis (East Asian common octopus)
Lineage: Eukaryota; Metazoa; Mollusca; Cephalopoda; Octopoda; Octopodidae
Exons: 144
Coding region: 70-24471 (8133 amino acids)
Source: RefSeq, a predicted model, not a curated record
CUGUUACUAGUAUAAAAGAAACAGUCAGGUGUAUUUUCUGUUCAGAUGAAAUAGGUGUACAGCGAGACGAUGACGCUGGCCACGCUACCGUGGUCUUGUUUCAUACUCUGGCUGCUGCUUGUGUCCUCUCAAGCACUCCUUAUUUCGAACACAAACGGCUUCUUAAGAGCCUCUUCGACACAAACAGGCCUUUCUUUGACUCAAUCGAUUCUCGGAUGCUGUCCAAACACUUUUGAAGGAUGGUGUUCUGCGAAGACUACAGCUGGAGAAUGGCUUGAAAUCUACUAUGAAUAUCCUGUUUUGAUUUCAAAACUUAGUCUGUAUGCACCAAACCAAGGAACGAAUUAUGCAAAGCAGUUUAAGUUUGAAGUUGAAACAGCAGAUUCAAAACCAGGACAGUCCCAAAAACUGGAAGACACAGUAAAACUUGAUGCACAAAAUGGUUCAGCAGAAAUCAAUUUUGGGAAUAUUCUUGCCAGACGAAUUAGAAUCAUAGUUGUUGAUUUUGAAACAAGACCAUGCUUUCGUUUUAAGUUAACAGCUUCAGAAACAAAAGAUCUCAUUCCUGUAAAGAACAUUCCGUCUCCUGUAAUAGAACUGGAAUACAUAUCUGAAAAGAAUAUGAAACUACACUGCAAACCAAAUGUUGCUGAAGUCCCUGGAAUUCUCUACAGCUUCAGAGCAUUCUGGAAAAAUGAACCUUUAUCACAACCAGAGUUUGUACAAAAUCCAAAACCGGUUAUAAAAGAAGUUAGCGAAGAAAAUAUCUUUUCAAAUUAUCUCCGAUGUUCCCUGACUGCUUGCUAUGCAUCAAACUGUACAAACACAACCAGCCUCCAAACAAACAGCAGUGCGUUUCAACCACAAAUUCAGAUUACCAAUGAGGAUCCAAUCGUUGUCGAGGAAGGAAAAGAAACAAAAGAUCUUCGAUUUAAAUGCAAUGUACCACCACAUUUGGUAUGCAUGAAUGCUCAUAAACCUCGCAACUGUCGUGUGACCUUCCAGAUCAGUUCUAAAGAGAUGGGCAUUAAGUGUCCAAACCAAAAAUUUCUUCCACAAAUAGCUUUUGGAGCCAGUACGAUAGCAGCAGAAACAUCGUGUAAUAUUUCAUUGACUCAAGAAAACUGGCAGCAAGACCAAAUAAUCCCAGUGUAUGGCAUAGCCGAUGGUUAUAUCGAUGGCAAUACAAUGACCAACGUAACUGUCAGUGCUAAGGCUGGACAUACACAACUGCCAAACAUGUCAGCUUUCACAAAGAUAACAACCAUCGACAAUGAGAAAUCUAGCGUUUGUAUUUCCCUGAAUCAAGCUCAAAUUUCAACAUUUGAUGGAAGAAUUUAUAACAACCACCUAGAAGGGGAGUUUGUUUUCUAUAAGCACAAGUCUCUUCCCUAUUCUGUGAACGUCUUCUACCAGAACUGUACCCAUAAUGCUCCUUGCAGCUGUGGUGCUGCUAUUAAGGCAGGGGAUGAUGUCCUCCUCAUCGACAAGUGUCAGAAAAAGGAAAAUUUUGUAAAUGAACAUUUGAAUGUGAAAUUAUACCAAAUUGGAGAGCUGGAAUCUCAAUUUAGAAUUGAAAAAUAUGAAAAUGGUCGAUAUUAUAAGGUCAUCUUACCACAUGGAACUGAAAUAUUCGUGGGUGACAGCUAUGCUAACUCUGCCAAUGUCUGGGUUUAUUCAUCAUUUCAUGACUAUAAGAACACAGAAGGUCUAUGUGGUGUAUACGAUGAUAAGCAAGAUAAUGACCUGAAACAUUCAGAUGACAGUUACACACAAACAAAUACAACUUUUCCUACCAAGUUUUCUCAAAGUUGGAGAGUAAAGGAAAGCGAAAGUCUCUACAGUGGUGUCUGCAAACCAGUUAACUUCAAAAAGGGAUCAACAGAAUAUUGUACAAGCUGCACUGAUGCACAAAUAUGUGUUUCAGAACUGAGUCAUUUUCAGCCUUGCAACACAACUGGAAAUGAUAGCACCAGUGAAAUGGAAUCCCAAAAACUUGAUCCCUACAACUGUUAUUCAGGUGUGGAAUUUGUUGAUGAAUUUCAUUAUAAUCCAGACUUUGUAUUAUCUAGCUUACCACCUUGGUCUGACGAUGAAUUUAGUGAAACUGAUGCAAGAAAGUUCUGCCAAACAUAUUUAAAGGAUAAAACAUCAUUUGCUCCUUGUACCACCAAUAUUGGGAUAAAUAUUACCAGAGAAAUAGAAAGCUGUAUCACCAACAUUCAGAUUACAAAAGGUGUUAAAUGGGCUCCAGUAAUGUUGGAGUCUAUGCUGCUUCGUUGCAAUAGAAAACUGCAUCGCAUGGUGCUUGCACGACAAGAAGAUCCAAAAUUAGUUGAAGCCAUGGCCAGUAUAUGCCCCAAUGAUUGUUCUGAUAAUGGAAAUUGUGAAAAAGGAAACUGUCAGUGCAGUGCACCAUAUGCUGGAGAUGACUGCUCUGUGGACUUGGAAAUGGCACCACAAAUUUCAUAUCUUCAAAAUAAUGGCAUUUGUCAUGAUCUUGAGGAGAAUUCUUGCACAUGGGUGUCAGUGUAUGGAGGCCCAUUUUUGGAAAACCAAACUGAAUGCCACAUAUCACAAUUACAGUUGAAGCCUGAUGGUGCUACUACAGUUUCUAAUAUGACAAAAAAGGCUAUGUUUAAAAAUUAUAAUGAAGUGAAGUGUCCCCUACCAUCUAAAGGCUAUUUCAGAGUGGCAGUUAGCUUCAAUCGAAAUAAAACAAGUAACUUCAAAACAUUUAUGAGUUUCAACCCUAUAUGUCUGGACUGUGAUGUAGAGCUUGAAACAUGCAAACAGAAGAAGAACACUUGCAUUAUCAAAGGUGAAUGCUAUAUGGCACAGGAAAAAAGUUCUGCAUUCUCUGAAUUUGAAUGUAACCCAUUUCAGAAUCCAACAAAUUGGUCAAAAGCUCAAGUCCCAUGUAAUCCCACAUGGAGUGUAAACAAGGAAAAGAAGAUUGCUUUCCAUGACAAUCUUAUUAUUAGCAAUGUUUCAAAUGCAGACAUUUGCCGCCAGCACUGCAUAAAAGAAGUUGCAUUUGUGUGCAUGUCAAGUGAGUAUACAGAUACCCUGAAGGAAUGCCGCUUGUCUAAAUACCGAGGAUCUGAUGUCGUUGAUUAUUUCCUCCCAUCAAAAGAAGAUGAACUUGCAGAGUUAUAUUGCGGCAAUGAUUUUUGUAAGUUAAAGAAGAGGAUGUUUAAAGCUCAAAUGUCUAUGGCUGUUGUGGACCCUUCUGAUUUGAAGAUCAAUAAUGUUUGGACAUCUUACCAGUGUAUAUUCUAUUGUAAAAAUCAAUGCCAAUAUGCUACAUACAAUGCUAAACGCCACCUCUGUCUUCUCUAUAACAAAACUGAUGUAAAAAUGGCGCAGGCAAUUGGCUGGAAUACUUAUACACUGAAAUGUGGAAAUGAUGAUCUAAGCUCCAAGGAGGGUGUUCCACCACAAGCUGAAGAAGUUAAAGUAAUGCCAUCAUUUAAUUCUACCAUUGACAUCUUCACAUGCCACUUCGAUGAAUCUUCUCUACAACAAGAUCCUUCAAAUAUGAUAAAAGUGGAUUACAUCUGGGAGUUUGAGAACUUUGUGGUACCACAAAAAAUCAGCUCAAACAUAUUACCUAAAGAAUAUGUCAACAAAUUGAAAUAUGGCUCCGAGGUUCGCUGUGCUGUAAGUCUCUGUUAUAAGAAGAAUUGUGAAAAAUCCCGUAGCACCUUAAGCUGGAGUGAAAAAUACAGAGUAGAAGUCAAGGUGACAAACCUCACUGAUGAUAUUGUACUUAAAGAAGGUCAUGUUGGAGUCUAUUUUAUGCUCCAAGCCACAGCGCCACCGAAGAUAUUGGGUGCUGGUGUUCUGAGUGGUGACCAGGAAUUUUGGUCUGUAACAGUCGAUUUGGAUUAUGGUGUAAAUGGCUCUGUUCUAAGAUGUCCAAGCAGAGUAGUAAUACCACAAGUUGUUUUAGCUUGGCAUGUUAAAGACUCUCCCUCUAUAAGGUCAUCUUGCCAGAUAAAUAUUCAAGCUGACAACUGGAAUUCUGUGUAUGUUUUAAACUUGAAAGCUGUUGCUGAUAACAAGAUUGAUGGGAACAAACUUGGAUACAUCAAAAUGACCGCCAACUAUAAACAGAGUACUUCACAAAGUAUAAAGCUAUGGGAAGAAACCAGAAAGCUUUCUGUGAUUGAUUUGGACAGACCAGCCGUGUGCAUGUCACUGAAUGACCCCCAUAUGACAACAUUUGAUGGAACGUAUUACAACAACUUCAAUUUAGGAGAAUUCAUUUUGUACAGACACACAACACUACCAUAUGAAGUGAGGGCAUUUUACCGGCCAUGCAACGGACAUGCUUCAUGUAACUGUGCUGUGGCCAUCAAAGUUAAUGAUGAUGUUUUUGUUGUCAGCAAAUGCAAUGCAAACCACACGGUCACUUCCACAUACGAACCAAUAACAUUUAAGAUGUAUCAGUUCGGAAGCCUGACCCCUGGAUUUAGAGUUCACAUCCAUGAUGACGGCCGAAAAUUCGUGUCAACUUUACCAACUGGAACAAAGAUCAUCAUCCGACCAUCGAAUACAUACAUCACUGACUUCAUUAAUAUUUGGAUAAAGCCAUCAACGGCUGAUUUCAAUCAAACUGAAGGCUUAUGUGGAACUUUUGAUGAUGACAAAAAUAAUGAUUUAACACUUGCUGAUGGCACUGUUUAUAAAAGUAACGAACUGCGACCAGAUACAUUCUCUCUGACAUGGCGAGUUGAUCUAAAAGACACAAUCUAUAAUGGCUUCUGCCCAGAAGGAGAGGAAGAUUUUGAAAUAGAUGAAGUACCAUUGUAUUGCUCUUGUGAAUCAGGAAGUAGCACUUGUGACAAUAACAGAGACAUAUUUCUCUGUCCAUUUGAAAAUGAUGGUAAAGAUAUCACAGAAGACCUGAAGCAACGACUCACUUUCCCUGCUAAAUGCCUGAAGAUGGUUAAUCUGAAGCUAGAUCCACCAUUCACUUACGAUGAUGCAUAUGUUCCCAAGAUAUAUGGUUGGCCAACAAAUAGUGGAAAAACGUUCAAUGAUGUUGACUACACAUGCAGACGCCCAUAUAAAGUAAUUCAAAGCUGCAAGUCUUUCAAAGGUGUUUACUAUGAAUUUGGUAUAAAAUCCUGUAUUGAGGACAUUCAGAUGACUGAUGAUACAAGGUGGGAACAUAUUGUAAGUGAAAGCAUUAAGGAACAAUGUGAACUAGUCGUUCAGAGCAAUAUAAGUUUGUGGACUAAAGAUGGUCAACUCCCAUUAGAUGUUACACAACAUUUUUGUCCUACUGUCCGAUGUCAAAGCCAUGGUACCUGCGUAAAUGGAACCUGUAUAUGUAGUGAAGGGUAUGCUGGAGUUGACUGUUCAGAAAAUAUAAAAAAACCUCCAGAGUUGAUGUUAAUAGAAUCUGAUGGAUUCUGUGAUGAACAAUUAAUGGCAUGUGAUUCUCUCAUUGUGUAUGGAAAAAAUGUCCCCAGCAACCAAAAUUUAACAUGUGUUUUCAAAAUUCAUAAAAAAUUUGAACAAACUGAAAGAAUAGUAACAGUACCUGCUCAGGAAAUCACAUAUAACAUCAUUGACUGUCCAACGGAUAAAAUAUCCAGUGCCGAAUUCUCAGUCUCUCUACAUUCAAAUUUGCAACUGAGCAGCAAUAAACUAGAUGGCACUAUAGUCCAUACAGGAUGUUUUGAAUGUGAUGAAAAUUAUCGUAAUUGUGUUUACAAGGGAAACUCAACAAGAAACAAUGGAACUCGGGAAACCCAUUGCUAUAUUGACUAUACUUGUUACGAGAAAGGAGAAUUCAACCAUAAAGAGAGUCGACUGUAUUGUGAUCCUGAAAUUGAUGCAAGAGUCUGGCAAACUUCCAAAGAUUUAUGCCAGGGUUUGGAAUUGAUGUGGAGGAGACAGAAAGGUGCUUUCCUGAAUGUGAAUCCGAAAGAAAUGUUGAAAUCUGUGCCAGAUGUCAAUGCUUGCAAAAAUGCUUGCAUGUCAAAACAGGAUUACACUUGCAAGUCAAUCAACUACAUUGAAAACCUUAAGGAAUGUUAUCUGAAUGCUGAAGAUUUUGUAGACUUUCCAAACAAGCUUGAUACAUCUGUUAAAGAUUCUGAAUAUCAUGAAUGGAAAUGCAAAAAUGAUCCUUGCGGAAAAAGAGGCUGGAUGGUGGAGCGAAAAAUUGGUUAUUCCAUCGCUGGCUAUACCAAUAAGGUUAUUUCUAAUAUUUCAUCCUAUUCUGAAUGUCUGAGAUUAUGUUUACAAGAAACAAGCUUCUUGUGUCGAUCUGUUGAUGCUAGCAUUCUGUUCAAAAUGUGCUAUCUAUCUUCUGCCAACCGAGCACAAUAUCCAUCAAUGUUCAUUAAAUGGCCCUACUAUGGUUAUCUGGAAUGGAAUUGUAAUGGAGAUCCACCAAGUCUGAUGUUUGCUUCACCAACUGUGAAUGUUUCGAGGAAAGACCACAAGAUUCAAUGCCAAUUGCCAAAUCUUUCAAAAAAUGUAACCAAUGCAACGUACUAUGUUAGAUGGAUGCUAAAUGAAGAUAUUGUUGACCAAACGACUUUGAUUGCAAACGGAAGUCAGAAAGUCGUUACUCUUGAUGAUAAAUUGACAUCAAACAUGUUAUACGGAACUCAGGUUAGAUGUAGUGUUUCCAUCUGUGAGAAAAACGAUUGCCUGAACAGCAGUGUUUCUGAAAAAAUCAGUGAACCAUUAACUCUGUCAAUAGAGGUAAUUUCACCAAAGUAUAUUGAGUUGAUGGAAGGCACUAAUUCUACGGAUAUCUUACUUACAACAUCAGUUCCAGCAUCUUUGUACUGUGGGGAGUUUUGUAGCAUUCGUGUAUCAGUUGCUCUUGUGGAAACAGAAAAUGGACAUAGAUGUGGGAAGAAAGUUGCUCAAGCUACAACUUUAUUGAAAGGCAUGAAAUGCAUGUACGAGAUACCCAAAGACAAAUGGUGGUUACCCCUGGCAAUACCAUUCAAGGCCAAAAAUGAUAUGAUUUCAGACCCAGACCAAACUAGAGAUCUCAAACUGACUGUAAACGUCUAUCAGAAUAAUUCAUUAGUAAAAAACCUGAAACAGGAAACUUUAAAGUUGAAGAUUAUCAACAGAGACAGACAAGCUGUUUGUAUAGCUUUCUCACCAAUUAUAACAAACUUCAAUUACAGCUUUUAUGAAUUUCCAUAUGCAGGAGAAUUCCUACUCUACCAUAACAGACAGUUUCAACAUAAGGUCCAUAUCUUUAACAGAUAUUGCAAGAACAAGGCUACUUGCACUUGUGCUAUCGGUGUACAAUCUGGUGUUGAUGUUGUUGUCUUUAACCGAUGUUCCCCAGAUCUUGAUUCCCAAACAUGGACGCCAUUCCAACUGAAGUCUUAUUUAAAGAAUGGAGCAAACUUCUCAGAUGGAACAGAAAUAAGAAGAAUCGCUGAUGGCAAAAUCUAUAAGGUAAUUUUCUCAACUGGAACUGUGGUAACUGUCAAUGUCGGUACAAUACCUCAGUACAUCAGUGCUAGAAUUGAAGCCUCACCUAGUGAUUUACAAAACACCGAAGGUUUAUGUGGCAUGUACGAUGAUAAUGGCAUGAUUAGCCAAAGCUCUCCCUUGUCAUAUAGAGUGAACUCAGCCAGUUCCAUAUACAGUGGUUACUGUGGCAAUGCACGAAGCCUACCUGAAACUGAAUACUGUGAUUGCAUCGAUGGAGAGACACCUAUUUGCGGAAAACAGCAAGACAGAAUAUACUGUCCACAAGCCGACUCUAAAAGAUCAAGAUAUGGUGUGCACCAAGUGUUGUUUGAUGUUGGUCACCCAAAAUGUAAUUCAGAGCGAAUUGAAUUCAAAUACGAAAAUGAAGAGCCAAAGAUAUUUUCUUGGCCGACAGAAUCUGGUAUCAAUGCAUCCUUUGCAAUUUUAUCAUGUCAAGGAGUUAUGUCUUCUUUGGCUUCAAAAUGCCAAGCCCACCCUCAUAUAGGCAGUGCUUUUAUUCAAGCCAUCUUCACAUGUGCGAAAAAUAUCCAGAUGAGAGAUGAUGAACAAUUGAAAACAGCAGUUGCAGACAAUCUAAGAGAUCAGUGUCAAGUACACCUGUUAAAGAAUACAAAGUUUUCUAAUAUAAUAACCAGUGACUUUUUCUGCAUAAAUGACUGCACAAAUAACACUUCAUUGUGUAAAGAUGGUGUUUGUAGUUGUAAACAAUCAUUUCAAGGAGCAGAUUGCUUUAUAGAAUCUCCACAAGUUGAUGUAAAAGAAUAUUCUGAUGAUGGUCUAUGCAACACCCAGACUUCCAAGUGUGAUAACAUACAUGUCUUUGGAGAAUAUUUCACUGAUGUCUCUUCUUUCACCUGCAAAUUAAAAGAAAUUCAGAUACUCAAUCAGACUUAUCAGCCAUUAUCUUCCCCGGAGACCACAGUCAAGGCCAUCUUUCUUGACUUCAACCACAUUCUGUGUCCCCUUCCAAAACCGGCACAGAGUUACACAUUUUCUAUUGGUGCUUCCAACCAGAUAUUUACUUCAAAUUAUGUUUUCCAAGCAUAUGAUCCAAGAUGUUUGACAUGUACAGCUGCAGGAAACUGUUCUUUGCUUAAUGAUCACUGUCUAAUUGAAGACACAUGUUACAAUUUCACUGACAAGAAUCCACAAAAUGACACACUUGUCUGUGACCCAUAUGUCAAUGAAUAUGAAUGGUCUACAUUCCAAGUGUACCCUUACAUCCGGGAACAGCCAUCAUUUAAGGUGGAAGUGAAUGAAGAAGAUAGUUUCAAGUUCGCCUGCUAUUUUGUAUACCCAAGGACUCCAGGCAUACAAGUUUUUAUCGAAUGGUAUAUGGAUUCAUCUUUAAUCAAAGUAGAACCCACCCAGCUUGGUCGAUCAGUUUCUCUGCUAUCAAUUGAAAAUAUAAAAGGCAUCAAAUAUGGUUCAAAGUUUUCUUGUGCUAUGACUGCAUGUUUCAACAGCAACUGUUCCUUCACCCGAAGUCCUCCAAGACGAAGUAAUGUUAUUUCUGCUGAACUUGAGAUAAAGGAAAAGGAAAUGGUGAUAGAAGAAAGCACCACAAAUAACUACAUUCACGUCAAAAGUGUUAUUCCACCAAAAUAUUUUUGCCCAUCUUAUACCAACACUUCAUGUGCAUUAACUGCUACAGUUUCAUUCAAGAGUAUGAAGAAAUUAACAUGUUCAGAUAAAAGCAGUAUCUACCAAAUGGUUGCUGAACCACAAAAGAAGUCGACAAAAGGAUGUGGUUUUGAGAUUAAUUUUAAAUGGACAGCAAUUGCUGUGAGAGGCACAGCAGAUGGUUUAUAUGAUGGAAACCAAUCCGUUAUUAUAAACCUUUUACCAGGAAUUAUGACAAGCACGGCAGAGAUCACAUUUGAUAACCAAUACCAGAUUAAGACAACAGUCGUUGACAGAGAUAGAACAGCUUUGUGUAAUUCUCUUAAUGAUCCACACAUGACCACAUUUGAUGGACGGAACUAUGACAAUUUCUAUGAAGGUGAAUUUGUUUUAUACCGGCACAAAACAUUACCAUACGAAGUUCAUACAUUUUACCGGAAAUGCAACAACCGUGCCAGCUGUAAUUGCGGAGUCGCCAUACAGUCAGGUCUUAGUGUUAUUGUCGUUGAUAAAUGUAGCACUACAAAACAGAAGAAAGUACCACUGACCGUUAAAAUAUAUCAGAGUACUAAACUUGAUCCACGUACCAAAAUUAUACAGUCAGUUAAUGGUCAACAGUAUGAGUUUCGGUUACCAAUUGGGACAACAGUUUACGUGAAGGUGGGACGAGGUGGACAAAAGUCCUACAUCAAUGUUUGGAUGAAAGCAUCAACAAAUGAUUUUAACAAAACUGAGGGACUGUGUGGAACGUUUGAUGGAGAUGUCCGAAAUGAUCUUUAUUCACCAAAUGGAACUUUAUUUGAUAUAAAGGGUAGAAGACCAGAUGCAUUUUCUCUCAGCUGGCGUGUUAUGGAAAAGAACAGUAUCUACCGUGGAAUUUGUUCCGAUGACCGAGCUAUUGUGGAACCUAUGGUUUUCUGUAAAUGUGAGAGUGGCAAGCUCCCAGCAGCCUGUGACAAUCAUCUGGAUGCCGUUUAUUGUCCGGUAGCAGGAAGCACCAACAAACUCUCAGAUGGUAAAGAUAUAACUGAACAGAUAGUGGAAAAAUUUAGUUUUCUGCCAGCCUGUAAAUCUAAUAUCAAAGAGUCAUUUGACUAUAAUAAGACCUAUACACCCAAGGUGUACAAAUGGGAAGCUGGAAGAAAAUGGAAUAAAGAAAAGGCAUUCGACUUCUGUUCCCAGCAAAUGAUUAAAAUCAGAAAGACAUGUGAUAAUCUACCUGGAGUGAAUAUAGCUGAGAGUAUUGAAAAUUGUGUUGAAGACAUCAAAAUUACAGAUGAUUCUAGUUGGGUGCUUGAUGCCUUGGACAAUGUCAUCAUGCAGUGCACACAGCAUUUUCUUCGAAAUGUAACCCAAUGGGAAACUGUAGAUGGUAAAAUAACUGUAAAAGAACUUACAUUCUGUAUCAACGAAUGCAGUAACAAAGGGAGGUGUGUUGCUGGUAUUUGCAACUGUGAGAAAUCCUUCACUGGACCAGACUGUUCAAUAUCAACAACUGUGGCUCCCCAAAUAGUGGACAUCUCACCACAACGUACAGAUCUGGCAAAAAUUUCAUCGGUUAAGAUUUCCAUUGUCAUUACUGGAGGUCCAUUUUAUAUGCUAAAUCUCUACUUAUGUCAUUUCGUAAAAGCUGAACUGCAAUUCCCAGGAAAAAAUUAUACCAAUGAACUUAACCAGCAAAAAUUUACAACAUCUAAUGCAAUUUUCAUCAGCUUUGAACAGGUUGAAUGUAUUUUACCAAAAGCAAAUUCUUAUUUGGUAUUUCUUUCUACUGCAUCCUUCAACGUUCAGUCACGUAUUUGGUUUCAUCAAGUAUUCAGUUCUGACUGUUUCCAAUGUCUCCCGGGGAAGAUUUGUACUUUAAUACAAGAGAAGUUCUGUUAUAUUGAGGGAGAAUGCUACACUCUUGGUACUAAAAAGAAGGGAGACGUAAAUCUUGUGUGUGAUUCCAGCAAAAAUAUUACAAUGUGGACAGAUAUCCGAGAUUUUCCACAGUUGACAGCUGAUGUGAAAUUGGAAACAUCUUUCAAUGGCAGUGAUGUAAAGAAUCCUGAAUUUUCAUGGAUUUGUAAAUGGGGAGACUCAUUAAACAAUACUCAAAACCUUGAAGUUCAUCUAAAAUGGUUCGUUGAUGGAAAAAAUGUGUCAUCAAAUGAAAUAACUAAUAAAACUAGAAUGUCUUCCACAGUUGGUCACAGAGAACUUCUGUCAUACUUAAGUUAUGGUUCAUCUGUAUUCUGCGCCCUUGAAGCCUGUGAUAUUUCAAAAUGCCCCAACCAAAUGAGUCCACUUGUAAAGAGUAAUGUCUUCAUCCUUGAGCUUCAGCUGAUGAAUACAGAAAUGGUCAACGUUGAAGAAGGUGGACCUUCUCAGAUGAUUGGAGUACAAAGCACAUUCCCACCCUUCUUAAUAUGUGAUCAGAGUAUCAAAGAAGAUAAAUGCUUCUUAGAAUUGGCUAUAAGCACUAUGAGUCAACCAAGUAAUGUCAAGUGCCCAGGCUCAAAGAAAAUAAUUCUACAAGUCGCAGCAAAAUGGCAGAGCACCAAUAAGUUAAUCGCAAGUUGUUUCAAAACACUGACCUUCUUCAAUUGGAGGGUUACACACCAAAUUGAGGUCAAAGCCACAGUGGACAAUAUCCGAGACAAAGAUCAUAUACAAGAAAUUGAGAUACUGCUUAAGAACCAAAAUUCAACUCAAAUAAACAGAACGUCUAUAGGAAAAGUAAAGGUGAAAGCUAUUGACACAGAUAAAAUGGCUUUGUGUAAGUCAUUGAAUGAUCCCCAUCUCACCACUUUUGAUGGAACUUACUACAACAACUUCUUUGAAGGCCCUUUCAAUCUCUAUUCACAUACAACCCUCCCAUAUGGUGUGCAAGCAUUUUAUAGAAAAUGUGGAGCCAGAAGUGGUGCUUCCUGCAACUGUGCUGCUGCCAUUAGAUCUGGAGAUGAUGUAAUUGUGUUUGAUAGAUGUGGUUUCUCUAAAAAUUCCAAGAAAGCUAACAAGAAAUUGGAUAUCAAGCUGUUUUUAAAUAAAGAAUUGACAGAAGGAACACAUAUUGUUAAGAAGAACAAUGGCAGAGAAUACAGGGCUUACUUACCGACAGGCACAAUUGUAAUUAUACAACUUAGUUGGAGAAACUUCAUAAAUAUUCAAAUACAGGCUUCUACUCUGGACUACAAUAAUACCAUUGGUUUAUGUGGCUCUUUUGAUGGCAAUGCAACAAAUGAUUUAACAACAAGCGACAACAGGAUCAUUAAACAUUCCUUAUUUCCCAAUAAUUUCUCACUUUCAUGGCGAGUAAACCAAAGUGAUUCACUCUAUGCUGGAAUUUGUUUAGGCAAUUCUGAAGAAGAAGAACAAGAAGAAGAAGAAAAGAUCUGCAGUUGCAUGGAUGGUCAAGAAAUGUGUUUUUCCAGCCAGGCCACUUCUUCGUGUAGUCAGGGAGGUGACUUAAUUACAGGUUUAGGAAAAAAUAUUCUAAAAGAUGUCCAGAUCAUCUCUCUUAACUCCAACUGUUCAAAAGAAAACCGUUCGGUUUUUGAAUACGACAAAGAUUUUCAACACAAGGAACAUAGUUGGCCCACACCUUCAGGUUGGACAAAGGACAAAGCAUUGAAAUAUUGCCAGGAUACAAUAAGUAAUUCUGCAUCAGGCAAGAGUUGUAUAACAGUUGUUAAUAUCGAUUUUGCUGAUGCAAUAAAAAGCUGUGUUGAAGACAUCAAAAUAUCUGAUGGAACCACAUAUGCUCUUGGAACACUGGAGAAUAUGAAAAUUGAAUGCAAACUUGUGACUGAAAGCAACACUACAUUCUGGAUCCGAGACAAUGACGGAAACACCCAACUACCAAAUACCAUCGAAAAGCUCUGUCCAUUGGAAUGUAGUAAUGGUGGAAAAUGUGUUGAUGGAAAAUGUGUCUGUCCAAAGAACAAAAAAGGAAUGGACUGUUCCAUAGAUAUGAAGAAACCACCAGAAAUUGAUAUUCCUGAAAUCGUGAACACCUGUGACAUAUCAAAACGAAACUGUUCAUCAAUAUUGAUUCCAGGAUCCAACUUUAUCGAUGAUGGAUCAUUAUUCUGCUACUUCCAACAGAUAACUAUCUAUGAGAAAAAAGUUAUUUAUGGCAAGAAAAAUUACAUUGUGGCUGCUCAGUAUCUCAACUUCCUGUCAGUUUCCUGCAAACUACCAUUUUAUGGCAGUUUCUUUAUCCGACUCACCAACAAUAGAUUGAUCUUCAGCAUUGGAUUCAACUUCCUGCGCUAUGAACCGCAGUGUGUUACAUGUGAAGAAGAGAUGUGCGAAUAUAAGGCUGGCCACUGUUUUAUUGAUGAAAUGUGUUACACGCUUGGGAUGAAAAACCCAAAAGAUGACCAAUUUUACUGUGACCCAGAUGUCAGUGUUAACCAGUGGACCAAGCUGGCCAAAUACCCUGUCGUUGAAACAACUUUGGAUAUCUUCACCAGUACAAAGCAGAAUGGUAACUUUGAUGUUGUCUGUCAAUUCAGUAUAUCAGCCAAAGCAAAUGUGCAGCACACUUUGAUCUGGUUUGCUGGAAAGGAAGAACUCAAACAGAAUGUGUCUGUGGCAGAAAGCAGAAGUAUUUUACAUUCAAAACAACUGACCAACUUUUCUUUAGGAAUGACGAUUCAAUGUGGCAUCCAGUCUUGUUUCCAAGAUAGAUGCAAUGAUUCUUUAAGUCCUGUACGACGCAGUAAACCACUAUUUGCUGGAUUCAAGGUGGACACAAAGUCCCUAACUGUUGUCGAGGGUGAAAAAGAAAAGCACAUCGAAAUUGUUUUGACAUUCCCACCAAGUUUCUUCUGCAAAGUUGCUGACCCUGAAUUUUGUAGCAUUACACUUGUACCAAUUUUCCAAUUAAAGAAUGAAUAUAGGUGUGAAAAUCUCCAAAUUAUGCAAGCAGUGGUUGGAUUCAGCACUUGUCCAAAGAACACAUCAUGUUGUGCUCUACACUUUACUAUGGAUAAUUGGCGCCAGCUAAGAACUCUACCGAUUAAAGCAGUCGCAGAUUCAUUAAGAGAUAAAACCCAAACCAGAAUACUUGAUAUUUCAGCCUCUCUUGUGUAUAAAGGUGAUCUCAUAACAAAAAGCUUGGUCACUAAUGUAAAGGUAACAAUUGUUGAUAACAAUAAAAGUGGAGCUGUAUGUAAAUCUAUAAAUGAUCCCCAUAUGACAACCUUUGAUGGCAAAACUUAUAACAACUUUUUUGAAGGAGAAUUUGUUCUGUACAAGCAUAUAACUCUGCCUUAUGCGGUUCAUGCAUUCUACAAAAAUUGCAAUGGUGCUGCUUCCUGCAACUGUGCCGUUGCUGCACUGUCUGGUGAUGAUGUCAUUGUGAUUGAUGGAUGUGACUUAGAUAACAAAGCUUCAAAAUCAUCUUCCUUCAAAAUAAAAAUGUAUGUUAAUGGAGAACUGACACCAGGAACUCGAGUGAUACGAACCUCUGGCAAAAGUUUUGAAAUCCAUUUCCCCACUGGAACUCAUUUAUUUGUAAAAUUUAGAUCAUGGAGGAAAACAAAUAAUUUCAUGAAUGUCUGGCUUUAUCCCUCUGCAUUUGAUACCAAGAAAACACUUGGACUGUGUGGAACAUUUGAUGGCAAACGAAGUGAUGACUUCGUCAAUGAAGAAGGCAAACUCCUCACAAGGAAAGCGUUUUCUCUCAGCUGGAGAGUCAAACUUGAAGACACCCUCUACAAUGGAUACUGUCCAGAAGAUUCUGAUGAUGAAGAAGAAAAACCAACUAAUAUUUAUUGCAAUUGUGCAAAUGGUAUGAAUGAAAGCUGCAGCAAAGAUGAAUACAUUUUCAAAUGUGACAGAAACAUCAAAAAGAAGAAAGGGACUGAUAUAACAGAUCUAUUAUUGGAAAAUAAAGUUGCUCCUAUGAAAUGCGUUGUAGAUGUGCCACAAGUCAAUUUCACUUUUGAUAUUAACUACAUACCACUGGAACCAAUAUGGCCCACUCCAUCAGGCAUAACCAAAAUCAAUGCAACCCACAUAUGUGAAACAUUUAUAACCACCACAAAAGCUGGUAGCCUAUGUAAAGAUAUUGUCAAGGAAAAAUUUACGACAUCUUUGGCGUCUUGCAUUGAAGAUAUUGGUUUAACAGACGACAUUUCAUGGGUUAAUGCUGCCUUGUCAGACAUCAAGCAAGUCUGUGAGAAAGAAAUAGCAACUAACCCUGAAAUCUGGGUUAAAGACAACACCACCAACAUUCUGAAACCGCCCCAAGACAUUGAGGAUACUCUUUGUCCGAACGAGUGCUCAAAUAGAGGAAACUGCUCUGCAGGUUUCUGUAACUGUUUUGAUGGCUAUGUUGGUGCUGAUUGUUCCAUCAAUGUCACCACUCCUCCAAUCCUUGAAGAAAUCACUUCUGGAAUGUUAUGUGAUACCCGUAUUAGAAACUGUUCAAAAGUAUCCAUUAUUGGGAGCAAUUUCGUCAACACAGCAAAAUUGACCUGCCAUAUUACAGAAAUUAAGUUUGUAAAUGGCAAAGUGACAAGGGGGUCCACAUUAUCAGUUUCAGCCGUCUUUGUCAGUUCCAAUCUAUUGAUCUGCUCUUUCCAAUCCGUCCAGUCAUGGGAGAUCUCAGUGAGUUUUUAUAAAAACAUCAAGAGCAACGUUUUACUUUUCUUCGCAUUUGACUCACGUUGCACCAUUUGUGACACCAACAGUUGCCAAGAAAGAACUGAUAUAUGUCGAAUUAAUGGUAAAUGUCAAGAACCAGGAGAAAGCUUUGAAGAUGAUGAAAUCAAUAUUUGUAACCCAACUUCUAGUAAAACUCAGUGGACAAGAAUUACAGCUGACAUAAUUAAAAUGAAACGUGUUCACAUUACAAACAUCAUCGGUAAUACAUUAACCACAACACAAGGAAAUAUGACACUCAUUGGAAAUCCUUCUUUGGUGGACGGCUGGAAAGGUGGUUUUGCAAUCAAUUUGAGGAAUGGACAGUGUCUGCAAACUGAAAAUUAUUUUUCUGGAUUCUUUGACUGCUUCAGAAAAAAUGGUCCCAAUUGCCUUUUGGGAUUCACUAUGAAAUUCUCUAUGAAGAUCAUGAGGUUACAAGAAAAUUCUUUAAUAAUGUCAACUGCUUCUGAUGUAUCAACUUCUUCAGGAAUGUUUAUGUAUUACAAAAGGGGCAAGUUAAUUGUAACUGUUGCUUUAGAGCAUUAUACAUGGAGCGUCUACACCAAACUCAGAAGUAUUAGAGCUUUCUCGACAUUUCAAAUUAGUUGGAGCAAGACCAUGGGAUUGUCCCUCCUCGUCAACGAUAAAUAUAAUGCAAAGUCUAGAAAAUACUACUUCUCGAAUACACCAAAGAAUGUACCUACAGAGAAUACACUCUCCAUAAACUGUGAUGCCAAGAAGACACGAAAAGUUUCAGAUAUUACUUUUGGGAGCUUCAGUGUAUGGCUUGCAGAACAGAGAAUUUUGGUUGCCUUAGAAAUAACCACAGAUGAACCUACUUUAAAUGCAAUGCCUGUUCUAAAUUUGAACCACACGGAAAACACUAUGUUUACCUGUGCAUUUGAAAUGAUCAGAAGAAAAGAUGUAUCAUACAGUGUGAAAUGGUAUAUUGAUAAUGAUAUGAAAAAGGAAGAACCCAUUGAAAGAGGGGUUUCCCAAAUCUCAUGGAAGCAGACAGAAUCCUAUGCUUAUCCCAUCGGUACAGAGGUGUUUUGCGAGAUAAUUCCUUGCUUUACAUUCGACUGCGCUAACACUGUUGGACCAUUCAGACGGAGUAAGAAGUUUGUAUCACAACUAACUGUGCAUGGAAAUUCAUUCGCCAUUGUUGAAGGUGACACCAAGAAUAUAUCUAUCAGUACACCAUUACCACCAAGAAUGCUCUGUCCUUUAAAAUACCAAUCAGUUGUUUCUUCAACGAUAGAAGUCAGCAGUAGCAUAGAACCUCAGAAAAACCCUUGGCAGUGCUCAGAUGGUAAACCACUCAUUCAGCUUGUCUUUGGUUACUCAGCCAACAGGAAUUGCACUGGAAUAUCUUGUCCUGACAUAAUCACAAAUGCUAAGAGUAGUUGGUUGGACAACAGACUAAAUAUUCCUUUGAAAGCAACAGUAGACAUCAUCAAAGAUGGCUCCCAACAACUGACAUUGCUUCUAAAUGCUGACCUCAUUUGUAAUAAAAUUGUGGACCCAAUAAUGAAGGAUUUUAAAAUUAAAGUGACAGUAAAGGAUAGAUAUACACCUACAUGCAAAUCAGUUACAGAUCCACAUGUUACCACUUUUGAUGGAAAGUAUUUUAAGUGCUUUGAAGUUGGAGAAUUCUUGCUGUAUCGACAUAAUACCCUUCCUUUUGCAGUGCAUGCAUUCUACAAAAGCUGCAAUGGUCGAGCAUCUUGUAACUGUGGUGUUGCCGUGCAAUCUGGAGACAAUGUUAUUCUAUUGGAUAGAUGCAAAGGAAGUCAACUAAAAAUAAGAAUCUUUAAAAGCAGUGAUACUUUACUCGCUGGAACAGCCAUUCACAGAUUAGCAGAUGGUAGAAAAUAUGAGAUUCAUCUUCCAACAGGCAGCGUCAUUUCUUGCCAACUUACCUCAACAUUUAUAAAUCUCUGGAUGCGAGCUUCUCCAAAGGAUUUUAAUAAAACUGAAGGUAUGUGUGGUAAUUAUGAUGGAAAUAGAAGAAACGACCUGCUAAUGCCAAAUGGAACAUUUUAUUCUAAAAAGAGCAGUUCACUACGAACUUUCUGCCUUGCCUGGAGGGUAAAUAAAACCGAUUCUCUUUACAAUGGCUAUUGCCCAAAAACUGAAGAGGCAAACAACGCUGUCAUUUAUUGUCAGAAUGUGAAUGGCACCAAGAGUAAAUGUUCAGCAACUGGUGAUGUUAAUUUCUGUUAUCAGAAGAAAAAAUCAAACACUGAUGUAACUGAUUUCUACUGGAAAGAAGCAACCUAUCCAAGGAAGUGCUUAGGAGAAGAAUCAGAAGAAUUUAAAUACGAUGAAGAUUAUGAUGCAGGGGAACAACCCACCGUAACUCCAAGUGGUAUAACAGAAGACCAAGCGAGAGGAGAGUGCCAAACCUUCCUUUCUCUCAAGAAAACAUUUUCUUCUUGUGAAGCAGUUAAAGAUCUCAAUGUAGGAACAUCAGUGGAAGCUUGUGUGACAGACAUAAUGAUGACAGACAACUUAGUUUGGCGAGUAGCCAUGUACGAAGACAUCAAAGCACAGUGUGAGAAUCUUUUGAAGACAGACACCGAUAACUGGAAGAAGGAUAAUAUCAGUGGUACCAGCCGGCCGCCUGACACUGCUGACGCAAUUUGUACUGACGAUUGCAAUGGAAAUGGUGAAUGUGUGAAAGGAGAAUGCGUGUGUAAUGGAGAUUACACUGGAGAAACCUGUUCCGUUAAAAAGAAUAUUCCUCCAAGACUGGAUGGUAUUGAAGGUGGGAACAUCUGUGAUGUUAAUCUACCAAAAUGUCAGGAUAGGAUUCAAAUAUCUGGAGAAGGUUUCACAGACAAAAUUAAUCUCACAUGUCGCUUCGUCUCUACCCAGGAGAGUAAAUCUUUUUAUACCCAAGGAACUUUACUCAGUACCCAAAGUAUCUACUGCAAAGUGCCACCAGCAAGUACCUACAAUGUGUCUGUCAGUAACAAUGGUAUCACUUGGAGCAACUCUUUGGUUUAUGUUCUCUAUGACUCGAAAUGUUUCUCAAAUUGUACAAUUACUAAAUGUACUGUCAAAAAAAACAUUUGUACUAUCAACAAAGAGUGUUAUCCUCGGGGAUAUGUGGAUGUCACCAAUUUUACCAGUGUUUGUUAUCCUGAGAACUUACCAAAUGACUGGUCCAUUAUUAACCAAACUGACAUAAAAAUAUUCCAGAAGGUUCUCAAUAAAAGUUUAGUAACAGCAAAUUUCUCACAUCAGUUGAACAUAGUUGAAGGACCAUUUGGUGAGCCAUCAUUAUCCGUAAAUGGAGAAAUAAAAGGGAUAAUUCUUACUGAGUUACCAAAAUGUUUGUUAAAUCCAGAACAUUGUUCCCUGGGAGUAACCUUCUCCUUUUCUUUGAAGCUUCAUAAAACUGACAAAACUUCACACAUAAUAACAACGGAAAAGGACACGUGUGGUUUGAAUGUAAUGUAUGAUAAGAGACAAUUGAUAGUUCGGCUUCAAACCAUCAAGAAAGAAUGGCUCUUAUCUACACCUGUGUCUAUAAUGGAAAAAUUUAUUGAUGUACAAAUUUCUUGGAGUGAACAAUUUGGCUUUUCUUUGAGUAUUGAUGGGAAGAUGAAAGCUUCUACAAAGGUGUAUACAUUACUGAAGACCAUGAAGUUACGGUGCAGUUCACAGGUACUGAUUGGGUCCACGAAGGUGAAAAGUUACUUCACGACUGGGAGCUGGAUAAUAAUUACAGCCGAAAUAAAGAUUAUUAAAGCUCUAAAUGUGUUCACAGAGCCCCUAAAAUUCCCAGAAAGGCCUACAAUUAAAUUCGAUUACAUUGAAAAAGCAGAUGUCAUUACAGCAUUUUGUCACUUCCAACCUCUUGCACAUGACAAUCUCCAUUACUACGUGCAGUGGAGCUUGAAUGAUUUUAUCAUUUCUGACUCAUCAGUUUUACCAAAUGGCCAGCAUUUUCACUCAAUUAAUGAAUCUAGUAUGAAGCAGCUGAAGCUCAGAGACAAAAUUUACUGCCAAGUUUCUGCUUGUGUGAAAUCUGACUGUGCAGCCACAAAAACAUUUUGGAGAAAGAGUUUAGUGUUAGACGUUCUCUUUGGGCUAAAGACGAAAACUUUAACCAUUAAAGAAGGAGGAAAAUCUGGUUUCAUUGAAGUCUUUUCCACCAUUCCUCCGCGUCUCUUGUGUCGUACUGAAGACCGUAAACAGUACUGUCAAGUUCUUGUAGUACCAGUUCUUGAACAGAAAUCCUCAGAAUUAAAGUGUUCCAACAAACUUUCAAUUACCCAAGCCGUGUUUCCAUGGCAAGGAAAUCUGAAAAAUGAAGAGAACUUUUGCAAGUACAACUUUGAUACAAGAGGCCGUAACAAUACCCUGCAUAUUCCUGUAAAAGCAGCGAUAGAUGGACUUCUUGACAAGAAUCAGAACCGACAAGUAACUUUGACUAUCGAAAUACUCUUUAACAAUAUUGUAGAAACAUCUGUGGAAUUGGGUAGCACAAAAGUAACAAUCGUAGAUCAAGAUAAACAUGCCCUUUGCCGAUCAAUCAAUGAUCCCCAUAUGACAACCUUUGACGGAAAAUUUUAUAACAACUAUUUCGAAGGGGAAUUUGUUCUUUAUAGGCAUACAACCCUGCCUUAUGCGGUGCAUACUUUCUACAGAAGCUGCAACAACCAUGCAUCAUGUAAUUGUGCCGUAGCCAUUCAGUCUGGAGAUGAUGUGAUUGUAAUUGAUCGGUGUAGACCAACAAAGAAGACCAAGAAGGGCUCAACAUCAAUCACACUGUACUUAAACGAUGAACUGACCGAAGGAACAAGAAUAAUACAGCUUUAUGGAGGUCGAAAGUAUAUGGUUUACCUUCCGACUGGCGGAAAAGUUAUUGUCCAGAAUUCCAACAGCCGUUCCAGCCACUUCCUCAAUGUUUGGUUCAAGGCAUCAGCUGCAGAUUUUGAGCACACUGUGGGUCUUUGUGGAACAUUUGAUGAUGACAAAACAAAUGAUUUGCUUACAAGUGAUGGAAAAAUUAUAAACUUUAAAUCAAAAAGACCCAAAGAGUUUUCACUCAGCUGGAGAGUGAAACUUAAUGAGACAUUGUAUGAUGGUUAUUGUCCCACCAAAACUAAUGCAUCAAUGGGGCAAGUUUUCUGCCAAUGUAACCAGAAACAGGCUGCCAAGUGUGGAGUUGAUUAUGACAAGAUGACAUGUCAACAUCUAAGCAAAUACGAUAACAAAAAGAGGAAGAAAAGCAAAGGAGUAGACAUCACUGAGAAGUUAGUUGAAGAAAGUAGUAUGCCACCCAAAUGCAUUUCGUCUGACGAGAAAGUACAUUUUGAAUUUGAUAGUAACUAUACAACUCCAGAUGUUUCAUGGCCAACACCUUUAAACAAAACCAAAACGCAAGUUGAAGAAUUUUGUAAAAAAAAGAUUUUGCUUUCUGCUGCUGGAUCAAAAUGCAAGGAGUUUGAAAAUGUCAAUGUUGAAACAACUGUCGAGGGCUGUAUUGAAGAUGUACAGCUAACCGAUACAUUUGAUUGGGCCUCUGAUGCAGUGGAAAACCUCAAAGAACAAUGCAUAAAUGAAAUAGAAACCAAUGUCACAUUAUGGGUGCUCACUAAUGAUACACUGGAAAUCCCCGAGGAAAUUUUUGACAACAUUUGUAUCAAUGAUUGCAAUAACCACGGCAAUUGUUCUCAGAGUAAUUGUAUUUGUGAAAAAGGCUGGUUUGGAGAAGAUUGUUCAAUAUCUAUUGCCCAACCUCCAUCCGUUGAACAAAUAGAAUUCACAAAAUCCUGUUUAGUAAAUGCUUCUGAAUGUUACAUCCGUUUAAGAGGUUCACGGUUUUCUGGAUCAUCUGAAAUGACUUGCACUAUUUAUAAAAUCAACGACAAUCUCAGUGGUCGUAAAUAUGUUGAAGAGAAGGAACUUGUUUAUGUGUCGAGUGAGGAGGCACUGUGCCAACUUCCAGGCUUUGGUUUAUUCGAAAUCACGAUCAGAAAUUUUGCCAAUAGUUCAAUCACAACAGUCAAUGUCACGUAUUAUGAUGGAAACUGCAAGACUUGUGACUUACAAUCUGGAUGCCAAGACCGAAAAGACGUAUGUCGAAUAAAGGACAAAUGCUAUCCCCAAGGCGUCGUUAACCCAGAGAAUCCUACUUUAUAUUGUGAUAUAACAUUUUCUACAACACAGUGGACUCAAAUACGAUCGGAUAGAAUUAUUUUUAUAAAUUUCCAGUUUCUGGAGAUUAAAGGUAACGUACUAUAUCUACCGUCAAAUAACACCAUUUCCGUUGUUGGACAACCACAGUUGGUUCCAGGAAAAAGAAAUGAAUUAGUGCUGGAACUUGAUGGCCAAAAUGAUUAUCUGAGUCUUCGUUACACAAAUCUUUGUUUAUUUAACCCUAACCUGUGUUCUUAUGGCAUUACACAUUCAUUUACAUUGUCUCUGCUUACUUUCAAAGAAAAUACUUAUAUCUUCACCACAUGUGGAAACAAAGAAACAUAUAAUGGUUUCAGUUUUUACUAUGCAAGCAAAGAGCUGGUGUUUUCUGUCUCCACAGCAACCCAUGUUUAUAAAGCUAAAAUAGUUGGUAUUGACCAAGAAAUGUAUAAACAAGAAAAUGAAUACCAUCUUUCAUGGUCAGCAGAAACAGGAGCAACUGUUUUUGUGAAUGGAAAAAAUGUUUCCAAGUCAUUAUCUUUGAAAAGGAAUAAGGCUAUGGUGAAGUACAACAUCUGUCAACUGACAAUUGGAAGAGAUGCCACGGAUUCAAAACUAUAUACCAAAAUGAAAUUUGGAAGCUGGAGAAUAUAUUUUGCAUCAAGGACAAUGCUUCUAAAACUGGGAUUCCUUUUAGGAUUGCCUGAAGUCAAAACUGAGCCAGCAUUAAAACUCAAUUAUGAUUCCGAUACUGAAAAGGUUAAUUUCACUUGUGGGUUCCCUCUUGUACAAGGUUAUGAUGUCCAGUACAUUGUUACCUGGUGGAUUAAUGGCGAAAGGACAUGGCAAGACACAUCAGCAACAUCAGGUAUUAGUGUUCUAAAAGAGGACCAGUUUGGCACCUUCUCAUACAACAGUCAGAUCCAAUGCAGUGUUGCAGUAUGUUUGCGUGAGAAUUGUCAAGGAACCCUGGGCAAGGAGAAAGUCAGCAACACCAUCAGAGUUUCAAUUGAGAUUCUAACAAAAGAACUGGUUUUAGAGGAAGGCAAACCACCAAAACCUAUUCAAAUCAAAUGCAACGUCCCUCCCAGUUUAUUUUGCACCAAAGCAGAGAGAGAUGAAGGUUCUUGUAAUGUCCAGGUGAAAGGUACUGUGGAUGGGGUGCGAAUGAAGAAAUGUCCAAAUGGUCUGAGUAUUAUACAAUCAGUUUUUCUGCAGACAGGCAAGGAAUCAAAAAUAAUGGAAAAUGUCUGUGGUAUUCCACUCAAUUCAAAGAAUUGGCAAACUGUUCAAGAAAUAUUCAUCAAGUCUUCUAUAGAUACACUCAUCGAUAAAACACAAGAAGAAAGUAUCAUAAUCUCAAUUGCAGUUCACCUUGAUCGCUUCACCAGGAGGUUGGUUAAUGCAGGAAGAGUGAAAGUGAAAGUUGUUGACAUGGACAAAAAUGUUUUGUGUAAAUCUAUAAAUGACCCUCAUAUGAGAACAUUUGAUAGGCAAAAUUACAAUAACUUUUUUGAAGGUGAAUUCAUCAUGUAUCGACACAAGACACAACCUUUUGAGGUCCGCAGUUUUUACCGUUCUUGUAAUGGGUUUGCUUCUUGUAACUGUGCAGUUGCGGUGCGCAGUGGAGAUGAUGUAAUUGUCUUUGAUCGAUGCGGUUCAUCAAUGGUAAAGCCCAAGGACAAAAUUCCAAUGACAGUUAAAAUUCAUCUCAAUGAUGUCUUGACCCCUGGCACAAAAGUUAUCAGCUUCAACGGUGGCAAGAAGUAUGAAGUCCAUCUUCCAACUGGGAUGGUUGUCAACAUCCGACAAAGCUCAAGUCGUUUAGGCAGUUUCCUUAAUCUGCAGAUAAAACCAUCAGCCGUUGACUUCAACAAUACUGAAGGUUUGUGUGGAACAUAUGAUGGAAACAAGAAGAAUGACUUUUUAAUGCCUAAUGGCACCUUAUAUACUGUAAUCAAGAAAAGCAAACCAGAUCCAUUUUCUCUGAGCUGGAGAGUUGAAGAGAAAGAUUCUCUUUACGAUGGAUAUUGUCCAACUGCAAAUUCUAAAGAAUAUGGUCAACGGUACUGCCAGUGUGUAGAAAACAAACCAGAAGUGUGUGGUCCCAACUUUGAUGUCAUAAACUGCAACGCACCAGUAGCAGUUCAGAAAGGAAAGAAACGGAAGAAAUUCUUGGGAUUGGACAUGACUGAAACGUUGCUCAAGAUAGCAGAGACGCCAGAGAAAUGUUUAACUAAAGAAACACAGAUAAUAUUUGAAUACAACAGGACCUAUGUAGCAGGGGAAUUCCAGUCAAAUCUUACUGAAGCAGAGAGUAUGAAGAAAUGUUCUGAACAUAUUAAAAAUUCUAAAAUAGGAAAACAGUGCAAAUCCGUAGCAAAUAUAAACUACACCGAGAUUAUUUACUUCUGCAGUCAAGAUCUAAUGUUAACUGGAAAUGUGAUGUGGACAUUAGCAGCAAUAAGCAACCUGGAUGAAACUUGUCUCACUCAAAUAAAGACCAACAUUACUGAGUGGAUAGUUCCUGAAGUGGUGAACUACCUGAGUUUCCUUCAAAUAUAACUGAUGCACUUUGUUUGAAUGACUGUAGUAAUCAGGGUACCUGUAAGAAAGGUAUCUGCUUGUGUAACCAAACAUUUGAUGGUGUUGACUGUUCCAUCAGUAUUCUCAUACCACCAACUAUUGAGACAACAUUCUUCAUCAGAAAGAUCCAAGUUUUGAACAAAAUAAAAGACCUGGUAAUAACUGGAAGUGGUUUUAUAGAAGGUCCCAAUCUUACUUGCUCAAUCAGAGAAAAU